Messenger RNA from Bipolaris oryzae ATCC 44560, 819 nucleotides. RefSeq lists its product as uncharacterized. The transcript has 2 exons. The coding region runs from base 1 to 819 and encodes 272 amino acids. Lineage: Eukaryota; Fungi; Ascomycota; Dothideomycetes; Pleosporales; Pleosporaceae. The record is from RefSeq and is a predicted model, not a curated record.
AUGAAGGCCUCACAGUUUCUCGCCUACCUAUUGGCAUCGCAAGCAGUCAGCGCUGCUUCGAUACCUGAAUUUAGCAAUGCGCUCAACGUCCUCGAAGAGCGCCGCGUCGUUCCUGCAUCGGAAGUCGUCUCUCCAGACCACACGCUAGAGCGUCGCAAGGGCGGCGGUGGACGCGGCGGAGGCAGCAGUGGAGGCAGCAGUGGCAGUGGCAGCAGUAGCAGCGGAGGCCGAGGUGGCAGUAGUAGCAGCACAGGCUCAGGCCCAUCACGCUCAUUCGGCGGAGGACGAUACUACGGCGGCGGUGCAGCCGUACCUUAUUCCGCGGGAGGAAGGACCCCCAGGGGUCUUUCACCUGGUCUCUUGCUCGCACCCGCAGCAAUCCUCCUCAUCAUGCCCGGUCUCUGGCUCUACAGCGUCUACCCAUACUACUACAGCAACCCAUACCGCUUCUACAACCAGUCCGCUACCGAUGACGACAACGACAGGAAGAGAUCUCUCUGGACCCGCCAGACACAGGGCCGUAACGAGACACUACCUGUUAUGUGUCUCUGCCAGGAGUUCAGCGUUUGCGGUUGCGACGAGAACGACGACCAGCAGUACCUGGAUGAUCUGGUUGGCAAUGGUAGCUACGCUGCGCUCAACAAGUCGCUGAUUACUGUUUCCGAUGUCAACGGCACUAAGACCCUCGUCCUCAAUGGUACUCUUCCCAAUGGUACCACGGCGCCUGGCGGUGAGGGCGCGGCUGCUAGCUUGACAGUUGGCAACCUUGCUGGCUACUAUGCCGUUGCUCUGCUCGUGGUUGCUGGCGUCAUGCUGUAA